Mauremys reevesii (Reeves's turtle) is the source of this 2099-nucleotide messenger RNA. Its product is annotated as leukocyte immunoglobulin-like receptor subfamily B member 5. The record is from RefSeq and is a predicted model, not a curated record. NCBI's taxonomy places the organism in Eukaryota, Metazoa, Chordata, Testudines, Geoemydidae. The transcript is spliced from 14 exons. Bases 1 to 1848 code for a protein of 615 amino acids.
AUGGAGGCGUCUGUGGAACAGAGACACUUGCUGAGCUGCACCCCCGGCCGGCCCAGAGCAGAACCCCACACCCAGCUCCAAGUGGAGUCAGAAAAAUACAUUGUGCCCCAGAAGUGCUACAGUUCCGCCUUUGGCCACCAGAGGACGCUGUGGCGCCAGAGCAGCCAGCAGCAUGAAGACAACCCGCUCUUCUGGCGCCACAGCGGCCCCUGCUCCUCCGUUACCCCUGAAUCUCCCAAGUGUUUUUACUGCUUCUCAGAGGUGCAGGAAAUGCAGGUCUGUCCUGUGAUUUUAAUGAACUACUCAAAGUUCCGUGUUAAUAUGCCAGGUUUCUGGCUGGCCGGGCGGAGCGGGGUGUUCGGAGAGGGGUCCUACCCCAAACCCUCCAUCUCCGUCAGCCCCGGGGGGGUGAUCCCCAUGGGGGGAAACGUCACUGUCCGGUGUCGGCAUCAGCGCCUGGGCAUGAGGAUCCUCCUCUACAAGGAUGGAGCUGGGAACUAUCUGACUUACACAGACCCUGCCGGCUCUGAGGCUGAAUUUCCCAUCACCAGCGCCAGACGGGACCACGGGGGCAGUUACACCUGUCGUUAUAGCAACAGAUCAGUACGAGCUGCCUACUCGGAGCCCAGUGACCCUGUGCAGAUCAUUGUAGCAGAUCCCAGCUUACCCAGACCCUCCAUCUCUCUGAGCCUCACUUCGGUCAACGCCUCAGGGGCGGAUGCCACCAUCCGGUGUCAGGUUCAGCGCCGGGAUGUGAGGUUCUUCCUGCACAAGGCUGGAGACCUGAACCCGCAGCGACACAUGGACCCUGCUGUGGCCGGGGCCGAGUUCCGCAUCCCCAGCGUGGGCCGGCAGCACAGAGGGAGCUACAGCUGCAGCUACCGGCCCCGGUCAGAGCCCUUCGUCGCCUCGCAGCCCAGCGACACCGUGCAGCUGGCGAUAGCAGAGCCCAGCUACCCCAAACCCAACAUCUCCCUGCGCCCCAGCGGGCAGGUCACCCUGGGGGGAGCCGUGACCAUCCGGUGUGAGUGUCGGUGUCGGGGAGCGAGGGUCCUUCUGAGUAAAGCUGGAGACCCGGACGCACGGCGCUCGAUGGACGCCGUGGGGGACGUGGCUGAGUUUCCCAUCCGCAAUGUUAGCUGGGGAGACGCAGGGAGCUACAGCUGCCGAUACAGCACCAAGUGGGACCCGCCCGUCUGGUCGGAGCCCAGCGACCCCGUGGAGCUGGUGGUAUCAGAGGGAACUGACCCAGCUGGGCCCCAGCAGCCAGAUCCCCCCCCGAUGGAGCCGGAGGGAGAAGGGGGAACCGACCCGACUCAGCCGGGAAAAGCGCCGGCUCCCACCCGCCCAGGCACCGUGGGGCCAGGUACUGGGGCUGGGGGGAGAAUCACCAUCGAACCAGCUCUGGAAACAGAGGGAACCAACCCAGAUGGGACCAAGCAAACAGAUCCCUCCACGACGGAGUCAGAGGGAGAAGGAGGAUCUGACCCGACUCAGCCGGGAACGACACCAGCUCCCACCCACCCAGGCAACGCAAGGCCAGGUACCGAAUCUGGGGGCAGGAAAUCGCCAUCAAUCCCCCCAGAAACAGGGAGAUCCGAAUCGCCGGCACCUCUGGUUCAGACCAGCACCAUCAUCGCCGGGGUGAGCGCAGCAGCCGCCGGCCUCCUCCUCCUCCUCCUCGUGGCCUUCGUCUGCUACAGAAGAACCCAAGGAGGGAAAGGACCAGCCCCGAGACAGAGCAGCGGAAUCUGGCCCCCUCCUCCCUCUGCAGCGGGGUUCCCCACCCACUUUUCUCUCCCUCUCUUUCGCCCUAGACUUCCCCCACCCUGUAUUUCUAGUGUAUAAAUCCCCACAGCUUCCUGCUCCCCUGCCCCCAAAUCUCCCCACCCCAGGGGGCAGCUGUGACACCGGAGCCUCCAAAUGUCCCCUCGUGGGGGGUUCAGCCGACGACGGUGAGUGAGAAGUUCAGGCAGCGUCAUGAGAACCUGGACGAACGAACGUUGGGGGGGAAAGUUGGCGAGGCAGAAAGACGGGAUUAGUCCAACCCGAGCGGCCGCCGGACAGACCCCACGGGCCGGGCUGGGGCCUGCCUGGGA